AUGUGGCUCCUGGAGAGGACCGGCCACCGGGGGGCCGCGGCCGAGGCGCCCCGCGCCUGCCCCAACGUGCUCACCCCGGACCGCAUCCCGCAGUUCUGCAUCCCGCCGCGCCUGCCCGGCGCGGACAGCCCGGCCGGCCGCCGCGGCCACCUCCCCGCAGCCUGCUCGCUCCCGCACCUGGCGGGCCGUGCGGGAUGCGCCUUCCUGCCCGAGAGCCCGCACACGCGCCGCCGCGAGUCCCUGUUCCACGCGCCGCCGCCCGGCCCGCCCGCCGCGCGCCUGCACGCGUCCACCCCGGACCUGCGCCGCUGCCUCUGCCGCGCGCCCGCCGGCCACGGCCACUCGUCCGCCGACUCGCCGCCGCCCCCCCGGACCCGGACCCGGACCCGGACCCGGGCCCGGCCGCUCUCGCUGCCCGCCCCGGAGGGUCCCGGCCCGGCCGCCCCGCCGCCGCCGCCGCCGCCGCUCUUCCACCUGGACGUGCUGCGCGGGCAGCUGCGGCCCGCGCGCGACAGUGUCCUGCGCCUCGGGCCGCGCGGCGGGCAGCUGCGGGUGUCCGCCGAGUACCAGGCGGCGGCCCGGCGCCUGCGGCUGCGGCUGGUCAGCGCCGAGCGCCUGCCCGCGCCGCGCCCCGGGCCCGGGCGCGGCGGCGGCGGCUGCUGCGUGGUGCUGAGGCUGCGGCCGCGUGUGCGGCCGCGGGGCCAGCGCAGCCGCGUGGUCAGGUGCAGCGCCAACCCCAUCUUCAACGAGGACUUCUUCUUCGACGGCCUCGGCCCGCCCGACCUGGCCGCCCGCAGCCUCCGCGCCAAGGUGCUGGACCGCGGCGCGGGCCUCCGCCGGGACGUGCUGCUGGGCGAGUGCGAGGCGCCGCUGCUGGCCCUGCUGCCGCCCCCCGGCGCGGGGCUGGGCCCGGGGGCCUCCCUGGCGCCCGCCCACCUCAGCCCCUAG
Sorex fumeus (smoky shrew) is the source of this 948-nucleotide messenger RNA. RefSeq names its product C2 calcium dependent domain containing 4D (gene C2CD4D). The record is from RefSeq and is a predicted model, not a curated record. The transcript has a single exon. Lineage: Eukaryota; Metazoa; Chordata; Mammalia; Eulipotyphla; Soricidae. The coding region runs from base 1 to 948 and encodes 315 amino acids.